Gastrolobium bilobum is the source of this 1431-nucleotide messenger RNA. RefSeq names its product ammonium transporter 2 member 5-like. Lineage: Eukaryota; Viridiplantae; Streptophyta; Magnoliopsida; Fabales; Fabaceae. Gene Ontology annotation, cellular component: plasma membrane. Bases 1 to 1431 code for a protein of 476 amino acids. Gene Ontology annotation, biological process: ammonium transmembrane transport. Gene Ontology annotation, molecular function: ammonium channel activity. The record is from RefSeq and is a predicted model, not a curated record. The transcript has 3 exons.
AUGAAUCAUCUACCAUCAAACCUCUUGCCCAAUGAAGCAAACCCCGAGUGGAUGAACAAGGGUGACAACACGUGGCAGCUAACAGCAGCUACUCUGGUGGGGCUGCAAAGUGUUCCGGGGCUUGUAAUCCUCUAUGGCAGCAUAGUGAAGAAGAAAUGGGCAUUGAACUCAGCAUUCAUGGCCCUUUAUGCAUUUGCAGCGGUUCUGGUUUGUUGGAUAGGUUGGUGCUAUCAAAUGUCUUUUGGUGAGAGGAUCUUUCCAUUCUUGGGACGUCCAAACAUGGUCUUGGAAGAGAAAUUCCUUCUGCGCCAAGCUUUUGCAGGGAACUUUCCAAAUGCCACCAUGGUGUACUUCCAAUUGGUUUUUGCUGCCAUCACGUUGAUUCUCAUAGCUGGGGCUUUGCUAGGGAGAAUGAACUUUCAUGCAUGGAUGUUGUUUGUUCCACUUUGGGUCACUUUCUCUUACACAAUAUGUGCAUUCAGUAUUUGGAGCAAAGAUGGAUGGUUAUUCAAGAUGGGUCUCAUUGAUUAUUCUGGUGGCUUUGUUAUUCACCUUUCUUCUGGGAUUGCUGGUUUCACCGCAGCAUGCUGGGUGGGACCAAGGGCAAUAAAGGAUAGAGAGAGGUUCCCUCCAAACAACAUACUUCUAAUGCUGCUUGGGGCUGGCCUACUAUGGAUGGGAUGGACUGGAUUCAACGGUGGAGAUCCUUACACAGUCAGCAUAGAUGCAUCUCUAGCCGUCCUUAACACCCACGUAUGCACUGCCAUGAGCUUGCUGACUUGGCUUUUCCUUGACAUCCUCUUUUUUGGAAAGCCUUCUGUGAUUGGUGCCACUCAGGGCAUGAUCACUGGCUUGGUUUGCAUCACCCCUGCUGCCGGUGUGGUGCAAGGCUGGGCAGCAAUCUUAAUGGGAAUGUUAUCUGGAAGCAUACCAUGGUACACAAUGAUGGUCCUGCACAAAGAAAUUAGGCUCCUCAAACAGGUGGAUGAUACCAUGGCAAUUUUCCACACCCAUGCAGUGGCUGGUUGCUUAGGUGGCAUUCUUGCUGGCUUCUUUGCAGACCCUAAGCUUUGUCGUCUCUUCUAUCAGGUACCUGAUUGGGAGCACUAUACGGGACUUGCUUAUGGCAUCCUUACAGGGAGGGCCAAGGCAGGGUUCAAGCAAAUGGGGGUUCAGCUCCUUGGCAUUGUGUUUGUGAUAUUGCUCAAUGUCACCACAACUACCAUUGUUUGUUUGUUGGUUAGGAUUGUUGUCCCACUGAGGCUUCCUGAAGAUGACUUGCAAAUUGGGGAUGAUGCUGUUCAUGGUGAAGUUGCCUAUGCAUUGUGGGGUGAUGGAGAGAAACUUGAGACUGCCAAUGAGACUUUGGCUUUUGAAAGGAAUUAUGAAUGGCCAAUUGUAAAGAGUUCGAGUGAAGUUCAAUUGGAAUGA